This is a messenger RNA of Pollicipes pollicipes, 2123 nucleotides long. RefSeq names its product vegetative cell wall protein gp1. The record is from RefSeq and is a predicted model, not a curated record. Lineage: Eukaryota; Metazoa; Arthropoda; Thecostraca; Pollicipedomorpha; Pollicipedidae. The transcript is spliced from 4 exons. Gene Ontology annotation, molecular function: chitin binding. The coding region runs from base 55 to 1398 and encodes 447 amino acids. Gene Ontology annotation, cellular component: extracellular region.
CGGUCAGUCGAGCCGCGACCGCCUCAGCUCGCGCACGUCCACCGACGGCCCGCCAUGACGCCGCUUCGGCUAGCUGCCGUUGUGCUGCUGUGUGCUUUUGUCACUGGCCAGGAGGAGCUGAAGUAUGCAAAGGACUUCGAGAAGCCCUUCAGGGUGGUGGCCAACCUGAUCGUCGACAAGAAUUUCUUCCUGCUGCGCGAGCUCACUGCUGAGGAGCAGGAGACGGGCCAGGUCGAUCUGGCGGACCCGUUCGACGAGAAGAACCGUAAGGUCACCACACCAGCGCCCACCACCGCCGCUCCUACAACCACACCGGCGCCAACGACCAAGGCACCAGCCCGGUUCUCUUUCCAGGACUUCGCAGGACUGUUGCCGCCGCCGCCCGCGGCCCCGGCCAGGGCGUCCGCGGGUGCCGCCACCGGGCGUCCGGGCGGUGGUCGCCGCCCGGGCGGCCGCUUCCCUCCCAGGACCCCGGCGCCGGCAGCGGUCGAUGACGCGCAGCUAGAGCUCGCCACCACGGAGGCCCCCGUCAGGCGCGGCGGCUCACGCAGGAAGGUGGUGCGCGGGCCGGCGCGGCCUGGAAGCCGGCGGCGUGUCACCGCCGCGCCCACCACCGAGGCCCCGACCACCGAGGCCCCGGCCAGAGAGGCCCCGGCCACCACCGAGGCGGCGCCAGCGCCCGCCAGCCCCCCGCGUCGCUCUGGCAACCGGCGGCGCAAGCCCGUGGUGAACCGCCGGGUAGUCGGCACCGUCGCUCCCCCCGCACCACCCACACCCCCCGCACCCGCACCCGCCGCGCCCGCACCCGCCGCGCCGGAGGUCCGGCCGGCCUCGCGGCGCCGCGUCACUGCCGGGGCCGCGGCGCCGACCACGCCGGCGCUGCAAGAGCCGCCGCUGUCGCCGGUAGCCUCAGUGCGGCGCAUCCCGGCCACCUCCAACCGGCGGCCGCAGGCGCAGGACACCCGCGAGAACGAGAUCAACGCCCUGCACCGCCGCCUGCCCGGCGGCUCCAAGACCGUGCUGAAGGAUAUGCCGCCCUCGACGUUCAGCUGCAAGGACCGGCCGUACGGCUACUACGCUGACAUCCAGGCUGACUGUCAGGUCUUCCACAUCUGCACGCCGGUCGUCCACGCGGACGGCUUCGAGCAGAACCUCAAACACAGCCUCUUCUGUAACAACGGCACGCGGUUCGACCAGCGCACGCUCACCUGCCGGGAGGAGACGCUGGCGCUGCCAUGUGACCGCUCCGAGAGCUACUAUGCCAGUGUCAAGUACUUCGAGAAGUUCAACAUCUUCGACCGCAUGCGCGCUGAAGACGAGAAGAAGCGAAGGAGGCUCAACAACCGCCUGGAGACGCUGGACGAUGUCGAGGCCCUGGAAGCGCAGCUUGGCCAGUAGCUGGACCCAAAACGCACCACAUCGAUUCGUGCUGCGAACGUGAGCGUGCUUUUGGUGUGUGUUGAUUAUGUUAAGUGCUCGGCUGAGUCGCCUUCCUUGCCAUGAAAGGAAUGGACGUCUUUGUGAAUAUUUUGUGGUGAUGAUUGGUCUGUUGCACGGUGUUGCAUGCGUCCUUCCGAGGAAUGUUAAAGGAAUGUGCUCUAUGGGUUCACUAUGUAAAACGAUGCUGGUACCUUGAGGCGUCAAUGGAUGACCAGCUGUGGCCCUAGUGACGAAUGUUGUUUGCUAUAUGUUGCCCGGAAAGUGAACAAACAUCCUUGCCAAAACCUUGUUAAAAGUCUACCUGGUAGAGCUAGAAAUACUGAUUCAGCCCCAUCGCCUAUUCGUGCGAUGCAUUGGGCUCGAUGACGUUUAUUGCAUCGUGUUGGUUAGCCUUCUCCUGAAGCACAUCUUUAAUAUAUUGCCUUCGAAUUAUGUAAAGAUUUGUCAUUCAGUUUGCCACAUUUGAUGCAUCUUUGGCACCGGAGAAAGCAGCUCUGAAAUAUGUUUACACAGAGCAAUCGCCUGCGAGUGUCUCGUGUUGUGAUGACGUUUAUUGCCGAACACAGUGUCCAGCUCCUGCGCAUCCAUGUUUUUGGCACACAUAAUGCCAAGAUGUGGGAGAAAGUCGUCGUGAGUGAAGUCCAAACCACUGAUGCUGGUGCAAUAAAAACUAAAUUUAGCUA